AUGUCUUCAAGCGUCCGCUUCACUUCCCUCCCCGAGCCCUCAGAGGUCGGCCAAAUCUGGCAAGAUCUGGAAGAUCUCAUCGCCUCACUCAAGUCUCGACUCGAGCGUCGGGAACACGAGUACUCUGACCUCGCCGUUGAAGUUGUCGGUAAACUUGAAUCUGGCAUCCACGGCGAGGAACGUCAGGCUCAGCUUUGCAAGCUUCGUGAGUCUUGGAAGCAUAUCCAGACACUGGAGCGUGAGCUUCGCUUUUACUUGAAGCAGCAGAGAAAGCUGGCUGAGAGUUCGAUCUCACGAAUUGCUGAACAGCUUGGGACUCUGAAUGUUGAUUCGAUGGCAAGGGCUAUCCAAGCGAGUGAGAUGAGUAAGGCUUCCUACGAGUCGCCUAUCAAGCCGCUGUUUGAGACAAUCACUGAAUCGCCUCUCGAGUAUACCUCAGACUCAUGGUAA
This is a messenger RNA of Fusarium redolens, 450 nucleotides long. RefSeq lists its product as uncharacterized. Bases 1 to 450 code for a protein of 149 amino acids. The record is from RefSeq and is a predicted model, not a curated record. NCBI's taxonomy places the organism in Eukaryota, Fungi, Ascomycota, Sordariomycetes, Hypocreales, Nectriaceae. The transcript has a single exon.